Erythranthe guttata (spotted monkey flower) is the source of this 1677-nucleotide messenger RNA. Lineage: Eukaryota; Viridiplantae; Streptophyta; Magnoliopsida; Lamiales; Phrymaceae. The record is from RefSeq and is a predicted model, not a curated record.
UGGAUCAUCAACUUGGAUCAACAAAAGCAGAAAUGGAAGAAGUAAUGGAAGAAAACCAAAGGCUGAAGAUGUACUUGGACCAAAUUCUCAAGGACUAUAGAACCCUACAAAUGCAAUAUCGAGACGUAAUUCAACACGAGUCGAAACAAGAACACGAACAAGAACAAGAGCCGACCGAUGACCUAAUUUCCCUAACCCUAGGAAGAACGACUUCGGGUACAAUUACCGAAAGAACAAAACCCGAGCGUCUUAAAACGCCAACUUUUAAUAAUAAUAGUAAUUUUGGAGGAGGAGGAGUAGAGAGUCAAAGGUUGACACUAGGGCUUGAUUCUAGAUUCAACCAAGUGCCGCCUAACAAGUCGUCACCACCUCCGCCGCCUGAAACAGCUUCCCCUCCGGCAAACCCUAGCCCGGAAAAUAGCUUGGAAGAAAUCCGUCAAGAAGCCGGAGAUGCAUGGCCUCCUAAAAACACGAAACACGCGAGAUCGGAUAAUAUUAGUGGUGGAGAUCAUGAAGAGAUCUCACAACAAAACCCUACCAAACGAGCUAGGGUUUCUGUGCGAGUCCGAUGCGAUACACCUACGAUGAAUGAUGGAUGCCAAUGGAGGAAAUAUGGGCAAAAGAUUGCCAAAGGGAAUCCAUGCCCUCGAGCUUACUAUCGUUGCACCGUCGCACCUUCUUGCCCCGUCAGGAAACAGGUGCAAAGAUGCGCGGAGGACAUGUCGAUACUGAUCACAACGUACGAAGGGACCCACAACCACCCGCUCCCAAUGUCGGCCACGGCCAUGGCUUCCACCACCUCAGCUGCCGCCUCCAUGCUGCUCUCCGGCUCAUCAACCUCCGGAACCGCCGCCACCACAUCCACCACCUCCUCCUCCACAACCCUAAACGGGCUAAACUUCUAUCUCUCCUCCGACAACUCGAGAUCGAAACCCUACUACCUACCGAAUCGCGAUCAAUCUAAAGACCCGGCAAUUUCCCGCCAAGAUAUUCCACCACAAACCUCAACUUCAGCUCAUUGGAAAUCGAACCCUCUCCCGCUUUCUUGGAACAACGGUAUGCUUAGCUACGGAACAUCUCAGCCGUUGAUCAACAAGAACCACCAAAACACACCGAAUAACAAUUCCCUAAGCUUCGGACAACAACAACAACAACAACAACAACAACAACAGCAUCAACAACCGUACGAAACCCUAUAUCAAUCCUACAUGCAAAAGAAUAUACCAAACCCUAGCCAACAAACCCUACUACCACAAGACACUUUAGCAGCAGCAACUAAGGCAAUUACAUCGGACCCGAGUUUCCAAUCUGCGUUAGCAGCUGCUCUUACAUCAAUCAUUGGCUCAGGCGGUCCUAAUAACAAUAUUUCGACCUCGUUAGCCAAUCAAAACUUAGGCGCAAAAUCGGCUCAAAUUAGUGACCAGCCUUUUCCUAUUCUGUCUAGCUUUCCAUCAACUUCGAAUGCGAAUAAAUGUGCGCCACCGCAUUUAAUGAACAAGUCGUCGUCGAGUACUAGCGCACAAACGCGCGAUUUGAUGUUGCUCUCGCCUCCGUUUUCGAACUCGAAGAGUAAGUCCAACUCACCAGGUGACAGUAGUAAAGAUCAAGUAUAGUUUUGAUUCGUUUUCAUUUGCCCGAAUUCUUGUUCGAUCGAUAGAUAUACCAUCAUUUUUUUUU